ACAAUAGCCUCUUCCCGAUGGGUGGUGUUAGAGAUGAUCCUUUUGGGCGCAUUCAUGCUCUACAUAACGGUGAUCAUCCGGUACUACGAGUCCACACCACUGACCUGUUUCCUGGAGCCCUGGUUUCGUGAAGUGGGGUUUGCCUUCUGUUACGGCGCUAUCGUUAUAAAGGUUUACCGCAUUUUCGCCGAAUUCCAGACCCGGAAGGCGCACAGAGUGUGUGUCCGGGACAAGGAUCUACUCAAAUACCUGGGCGGCAUAGUGCUGGUCGUGUUGGGCUACAUGAGCGCCUGGACGGCACUGGUAUUAGACGGCAUCGACGACAUCAGUCAAAUCAAUUGGUUCGAUGGGGCCAUUAAUUUGGACAUUAAGGGCAGGAAUAUUCUGGAGGAGAAGUCGACGCGCGAUGGGCUCCGGUAUAUAGUCUGUCGGCAACUGUCGUGGGAUUACGUCACAGAAAUGGGGGAACUGGUAUUUCUAUUGACCGGAGUCUACAUCACAUACUGUAUCCGAAACGCCAAGAAAGAGAUCUACAGAGAGAAGUGGACGCUCGCCGUCUCCCUCUACUUGGAGACUAUAGUGUCGUUCACCACAUACACCGUACGCCAUGUGCUGUGGUUUUACCCGGAUCUCCAUCCCGACCACAUAUUCCUCUUAUAUAUGGCGAGGUGUCAGCUCACAGUCACUCCCAUGUUAUUCAUGAUAUUCUUUCCGAAACUCUGGUAUCACAACCGGACCCAUCGAUCAGAGCACCACAGAUCACGUCAUUUAUCAUCGGCUGAAGUGGCCGACGCUAUACCUGAAGCCAUGAAACUGCAUUCAGCCAUACUAUCCAAUGGAGAGGUCGAUAUCGGAGACAUUAAUCUCGCAGACAUGGAUCCCGAGGACAUUAGAUUAUUAGUCACUAAAACCCACAUCUCUAUUGUGAAAACGCACCGACGGUUCUCAUUGCAGCCCUUCCACCACAAACACAAACACCCGGAGCAGGAGAUGACCGAAAUAUCGCGGACUCCCGAGGAGUCGACGGCCAGUAUGGAAGGGAACACUUCCUGCCAACCGGACGGCCCGUCCACCGUCAGGAUUGGGGGCACGACGGCUAUGGGCCCGGACUCGGAGGCCAUUAAAGUAUCUCAUGUUAAUAGAAGUCAUUGA
Messenger RNA from Oppiella nova, 1152 nucleotides. The record is from the annotation of a GenBank genome assembly. Lineage: Eukaryota; Metazoa; Arthropoda; Arachnida; Sarcoptiformes; Oppiidae.